UUCACAUCUCCAUUUCUCUCUCCUCCCAAAUUCAAAACUGCCCGUCACAAUCCGACCCGACCCGUUUUUCCAUUUUCUAACCGCUCGGAGUCACCAUCACCAUGCCCGCCGAAACCGCCGUCGUCAAGGCCAAGAAGCCGCGAUCGCCGCCCGCUCACCCUCCCUUCGUCGAGAUGAUCACGGAGGCGAUUGUGGCCCUGAAGGAGAGGACUGGUUCGAGCCAGUACGCCAUCGCCAAAUUCGUGGAGGAGAAGCACAAGCAGUUGCCUCAGAGCUUCAAGAAGCUUCUGCUCCUCAACCUGAAGAAGCUCGUCGCCUCCGGCAAGCUCGUCAAGGUCAAAGCCUCCUUCAAGCUCCCUCCUCGCUCCGCCGCCGCUGCGGCGGCUGCUCCGGCCAAGGAGAAGACCAAGCCGGAAGCUUCCAAGCCUAAGAAGUCCGCCGCUGCCAAGACUACUACUAAGCCCAAGGCCAAAACCGUCGCGAAGCCCAAGGCGGUGGCGAAGCCCAAGACCAAGGCUUUGGCGGUGGUUGCGAAGGCCAAGGCGGCGGCGAAGCCCAAGGCCAAGGCCAAGGUGGCUAAACCUGCUGCUGCCAAGGUGGCGAGGACGUCGUCGAGGACUUCGCCGGGGAAGAAGGUCGAGGCAAAAGCCAAGGCGGCGAAGAAGCCGGCGGCGACUAAGGUCGUGAAGAAGCCGAAGAGUGUGAAGUCUCCGGCGAAGAAGAAGGUUCAGCCGAAGAGGGGCAAGAAGUGAGAGAGAACGAGAGAGGGGUAGUGUUGUGUAAAUUUGUUUAAGGCUUGAGGGUAGUUUCGGAAUGGAAAAAGAAGCAAGGGAUAACAGUUUGUUUGUCACACAAAUUUGUAGGAUGGUUUUCCUGGUUGUUAUUUGUUGACUUGUAAUGACUUCUAUAUUAGUUUAAUGGCGCUUAUUCUUCUUCUUCUUCAAAUCAAAUCAAAGUGUGUUUCACCA
Messenger RNA from Rosa chinensis, 968 nucleotides. RefSeq names its product histone H1. The record is from RefSeq and is a predicted model, not a curated record. Gene Ontology annotation, biological process: nucleosome assembly; chromosome condensation; negative regulation of DNA recombination. Bases 102 to 752 code for a protein of 216 amino acids. The transcript has 2 exons. Gene Ontology annotation, cellular component: nucleus; nucleosome. Lineage: Eukaryota; Viridiplantae; Streptophyta; Magnoliopsida; Rosales; Rosaceae. Gene Ontology annotation, molecular function: double-stranded DNA binding; nucleosomal DNA binding; structural constituent of chromatin.